UGUAGCAGAAUGGUUAUCAUUUUAAUUUGUGUUAUUGUCUAGUAAGAUGAUCUAGACCUGUUUCACGUGACUCGCUCUUUGUUACAGACUCCACCUCUUUCAUGUGAACGCGCCUUAAGCCGAAUUAGAAAAUCCUGGGUUAACAAAGCUUGCUGAUCCAGCUUCAUAACACCGGUUAUCUUUUCGUGUUUCCGUCGCGUAUACCGUUAUUGAUUAAUGUGAAACGUGCCGUGACUAACCGUCGCGUCUAUUAAGCUCGGAUUUGUUUCGUUUUACGACCUGUGGGUUACGAUUUGAUUACUAAAUCUAGCAUUGAAACAUCUCGGAUAACUGCGCGCACCCGCCCCACCAGAUAGGGAAGAGCAAUCGCACGCCGAAAGCCUGAUCCCAAUCAAUGAAUACAGACAGAGAUUUCCAGAUGAUGAAAAAACAAGAGAGGGCACAUUUUUUCAGCUCUAAAGAACAGGAUCUCAUUUUGAAGUUGUAUGAAGAAGAGAGAGAGGUCUUGACAGCCAAAUCCAACACUACCAGUGCCUCUAAACUGAGAGAGGAAGCCUGGCAGAGAAUUGCGGAUAAAAUAAAUGCGGUAUCGGACAGCGGCUACAAGAGAUCAUGGCAGCAAGUGAAAGUCAAACAUAAAAAUAUAGUGCAAACAGCAAAAAGAAGACAGGUAGGGGUGAUGAGGACAGAGGGGGGGUCAGCCACUCCGUCGCUGACGUCUGCAGAGGAAGAUGUGCUGCAGCACAAAGACAGUCUGCUGAGAGUGGAGGUCCUCCCUGGGGGGGCUUGCAUUGAGCCACUCACUGGAUCUGACAACUCUUUUAUUAGUGUCUCAGGCCAUCCUGUCCUCCUCUUGCCUGUCACAAAGACUGAACCAGAGAGCCUGAGCAGUGAUGAGACAGACGUCAGUGACUCUCAUUUUGAAGGGGAUGUGCACAGCAGCAACGUCCAAGAGAGGGCCAACUCAACGUUUGCUGCAACUGGUCGAAGGAGUACAGAGAGGCAGACAGAAGACAUAAGAACCCUUUACUGCUGCUACCUCAAGAAGGAGAUAGAGAACCGUGACCAACAGAUGGCAUACAGAGCACUUAAAAUGAGGAAGAUGGAGAAAGAAAUGUUAUUACUUGAUAAGCAGCUCAUGUGACCAUGCCAAGAAAUACUAAUGUUUUUAAUUUUAUCUUACUAUUAUGCUAUGUUAAAACAAUAUUUCAUUUAUUUAAGGCCAGGCAAUUGUAAUAUAUUUCUUCUGUCACAUAAUUUGUCACACAAGCUUAUAUGUAAUGUAACCCGGUUGGGGAGUUAACGGCAAUGAUUGGCAGCAAUGUCUCUUGCAAUUCUGCUAUUAGUAUGUGUCGGACCACUUCUUACUGUUGCAGUGCACUGUGCAACUUUACACAUGCAACAGUACACAUCUACUCUAUAUAUAUACUGCGACAGUAUCAAAGUCUUUCCUUCAGUUGCUCAUAGAUCAUUUCAAUCCCUUUAUUGUUACGGCAGGAGUUGCCCCAAGGUGGGCCUGAGGCCCAGGAAGGCCCACGGAGGCUUCAGGGUAGGAUGGUCAUAAAGAAGAGCUUGUACAGGAAGUGGAGCUGCUGGGUAAACCCUGAGGCCCAGGAGGAUCCUAUUGUCACAUGAGUUACAGUGCAUUGACACACUCACUGUGCUCCUGCACAUUGAAUGAAACAAUGAAUGACUUUAAAUUGAGCACUUACAUUCACGAGUAGGGUAAGCACUGGCAACGUAAAGAAAGACAUGUAAACUGUAUUUAUUUAAAAUAACUAUUUCUAUAUAUUGUCUUUAUGAUUUUUGACACAUUGUGUCCAACCCCACAUCACUUUGCUGAAACGUUUGUAAUAAGAUGUGGAAUCACAGAUAAUUUAAUGUAAAAAAAAAAGAAAAGGUUGAAACUGAUUUCCACCACCAGCAGCAGUAGAGGCUUUUUUAACAUUAUAAAAUGACAAUGAUUGCUCUAAGUCACAAGUUUAUACCUGUACAUUGACACGGUGGAAGGUCCUUGUCUCUCUUUAAACACCAAGAGAAAGUGACAUUGGUUCAUAUUCAUUUCAAUUGGCAAGUUUAUUUCUUUACGUUUUCAACCACCACAUAAUGGGAUCCGCCUUGCCUAUCUGCAAAGAAAGUGGUAAAAAGCAUCCUGUAGUUUGACGUGAUGUUAAUUUUAA
Molecule: messenger RNA, 2180 nt
Organism: Etheostoma cragini (Arkansas darter)
Lineage: Eukaryota; Metazoa; Chordata; Actinopteri; Perciformes; Percidae
Exons: 7
Coding region: 395-1144 (249 amino acids)
Source: RefSeq, a predicted model, not a curated record